GAGAGAAAGAAAGAGAGAGAGAGUUCCGGUUGUGAGGGGAAGUGACGUAGCUGUUCCUUGUCUCAAGUGAACGACAUGGCCAGUGUACAGAUCGAGCGAACUGGUGUAAUACGGGACGAAAAAACAGGGGAGACGUUUAUUCCUGCCUCAAAGAGACCCGACGGCACCUGGAGAAAACCUCGUCGUGUGAGAGAUGGCUACAUACCCCAGGAAGAGAUGCCAGUGUAUGAAAGCAAAGGUAUGCAGUGGCUAAACAGCAUGCCUAGUCUACCCCCAGGCUUAAACCCGACAGAACCAGCCACAGCUAAACCAGUCAAAGUCUCGAAGAAACAGAAAAAGAAGUCUCAGACAGAUUCCGUGAAACCGCCGCCGCGAGAGGUUGACAAUUCAGUGGAGUUUGUUGCUCGUAAACUUGACGACCUCACCUGUAAAGAUUCCCGCAAGAGCCAGGAACCUUCGGAGCAAGAGUUUAAAGUGGUGACCUCGAAAAAGUCCAAAUCUAAAUCUAAGGCCGCUGCGGAGAAUGUGACCACUACGACCACCACUACCACCACCACCACCACUAACAACAACAACAACAACAACACUAACACUAACGCCACCCCUACAACCGCCGCCGUUACUACCAACAACAACAACAACAAUUGUAAAGCGAACUCGACUCAAAAAACAAGCAAGUCCAAGGUGAAAGCGACCUCCUCCUCCGCCAACACCACCAACACCACCACCGCCGCCACUGCCAAUAACAAUAAAAAGAAUACCAACAACAGCAACAGCGGUGGCGGUGGUGGUGGUGGUGAUGGUGGUGGGGAAGUUGGGGACGGGGUCCAGACGGACCCCGGGAAACGGCUCCGAAACCUAAAGAAGAAACUGAAACAGAUUGAGGAGCUGGAAGCGAAGAUCAAGGGCGGACAGCUCAAUCCGAGCCAGGAACAGCGCGAGAAAGUGACUCGGAAAAAAGCUGUCAAGGCGGAAAUUAAAAAACUGGAGGCCAUCGUCUGUUGAUUUUGAUUGGCCUCGUUAAUUAAUCAAUCAAUCAUCAAUCACUGGUUGGCAUGGUAAACAAUAAAAGUCAACAUUGGUUCGUUUUAAGACAUUUUGCUCCACCAUCUCCGCCGCCGCCGCCACCACCACCACCACCACCACCACCACCAUCAUUAUCGUCAUCGUCAUCAUCAUCACAUCUCACUUAAUUACUCCUUGCACGAAACAACAGCAGCAUCAGCGGUGGUGGUCGUGGUGGUGGUGGUUGUCGUGGUGGUGGUUCAAUCGAGAGUCUGGAAAAUGGUGCAACCGUGUGAGCACGUGUGUGUGUGUGUGAGCAUGUGUGCGUGUGUGUGUGUGUGUGUGCGUGUGUGUGAAGGAGGACGUGGGUGACGUAAAAGGGUGGGGUUUGAGAUUAAUUGUUUUUUUUUUCCUUUUUUUUUUCUGUCGGUGUAAUCGUCAAAGAAUCCAUUCAUCUUCUGUCACAGUCUAUCAAAGACAACGAGUUUAUUUGUGCGUGGUGUGUUUUAUUUUAUUUUUUUUUUUUUUGCAAAAAAAAAAAAAGUUUUCUUUUUGUGUUUA
Messenger RNA from Octopus sinensis (East Asian common octopus), 1566 nucleotides. Its product is annotated as partner of Y14 and mago. The record is from RefSeq and is a predicted model, not a curated record. The coding region runs from base 76 to 1005 and encodes 309 amino acids. The transcript has 3 exons. Gene Ontology annotation, biological process: exon-exon junction complex disassembly. Gene Ontology annotation, molecular function: RNA binding. Gene Ontology annotation, cellular component: exon-exon junction complex; cytoplasm. Lineage: Eukaryota; Metazoa; Mollusca; Cephalopoda; Octopoda; Octopodidae.